This is a messenger RNA of Cyprinodon tularosa, 801 nucleotides long. It is a transcript of the gene spef1, whose product is annotated as sperm flagellar 1. The record is from RefSeq and is a predicted model, not a curated record. Lineage: Eukaryota; Metazoa; Chordata; Actinopteri; Cyprinodontiformes; Cyprinodontidae. The coding region runs from base 75 to 782 and encodes 235 amino acids. Gene Ontology annotation, biological process: regulation of cytoskeleton organization. Gene Ontology annotation, cellular component: axoneme. The transcript is spliced from 7 exons. Gene Ontology annotation, molecular function: microtubule binding.
CACCCCAAACAAAACAUUUUAGCGGAGCUAGCGAGCUAAUUGUGCUAUUCUCAGAGGUAAAUAUUGUGUUCACAAUGGAUCAUUCUCUAAGUGAUGAGGAACAGCGGCAGUUGCUUGCAUGGGUAGAUAAAAUACCCUUUUCCAGGCCCAAAAGAAACAUCAUCAGGGACUUCAGUGAUGGAGUGAUGAUUGCGGAGAUAAUUCAGCAUUUUUCCCCAAAAUUUGUUGACCUCCACAACUAUAGCAGUUGCUGCAAAAUUCAGCAGAAACUUAGCAACUGGAGCCUUCUAAACAAGAGGGUGUUUCCCAAGUUGGACAUUUAUGUACCAGAGGAGACGGUAAAGAAGAUUGUUGUAAGCACCCCUGGAGUUAUAAUUCCUGUGCUGAACAUCCUCAAGAAGAAGAUAGAGGAGAAAAGGGAGCAAACAACCAACAACUCACCACAAUACUUUUACACCGGGAGCCAGGAGAAGCACCUUUCAGAUCUAGAAAUUCAACGGGCUGAAGCAAGAAUUGUGGCACAGCUGGAAGAGAUAAAGAUCCCAGAAUCAAAAUUAAAAGAGAAGAAUGUGACAUUUUACACAGAGAUGGACAGUAAAAUGAUGCUGCGGCAAGUCCUGAUGGAAAAAGAGCUUCAGAUCCAGGAUCUACAGGAAACUGUGAAGGUCCUGCAGGUGAAAGUGAGCAAGCUGGAAGACCUGGUUGCACUGAAGGACAGGCGCAUUGAACAGCUGACCUGUCUCCCCGAGGUGUACAAAACAAAACUACAGUUGGCUGAUUAAUAAAAAGAAAGACACCUCA